This is a messenger RNA of Alligator mississippiensis (American alligator), 3781 nucleotides long. RefSeq lists its product as uncharacterized. The transcript is spliced from 15 exons. Gene Ontology annotation, cellular component: cytoplasm. Bases 1421 to 3178 code for a protein of 585 amino acids. The record is from RefSeq and is a predicted model, not a curated record. NCBI's taxonomy places the organism in Eukaryota, Metazoa, Chordata, Crocodylia, Alligatoridae.
GCCAGUUCUGCACUCAGGCAAUAGCUUUUUCUGUUCCCUUGGACAGAUCUCCCAGUCUCCCUGUGCUUCUUUUCACCAUUUCUAACAGAAGUGGCUUAAUAAUUCUCCUUUUUGUCUGUCCUGUCUCUAAGACGUGGAGCCCAAAAUGGUCCCCCACCAAGUGUCUGUACAGUGCCCAGAGCAAUAGUGCCCCAGUUGCAGCUGGCCCUCCUGUAACAAAGGCAAACAAUAUUGUGAAGAAGACUGAGUGUUUCAAGAAUCUGAGGGCUGAGUGUUUGAAAAGGCUUAAUGGCUAGAACAAAUAACCCAGUGGGUUCAGAAGGAGCUGUGGCAAAAGCAAAUCAACCAUUUCUCAUUUCCUCCGUCAUCUGAUUUGCUACCGGGAGGAGGUUGGCGGAGAAUGAUAGCCUCAGAGCUCACCCAACAGGGUCAGUGAUCUACACGCAUCGUCUGGAGAGCGACGGGAGAGCCAAGGUCGGGGAGGAUCUCGCUCUUGGAUCUCUCACCCAGGAGUGAGCGGGUAAGGACGAGGUCCUCAGGCAGUGCUGCUGGAGGCUGCGGCAGCGGGAGAUCUGGGAGGGGAGUGAGGGUCUCUUCUGCUUCCAGGCUUGUGCCUGGGUUCGGAAAAAAGUGCAGAAGGAGACGGAGCCGACAAGACCCUGCCUUUGGAGCGAGGGGCUGAGUAAUGCUCCCUGCCAGCUCGGUGUGCAGGAGGCAGGAGCCGGGCAGGACUCUGCAGGACACCCCCUGCCGAGGCCGAGAUAAGAAAUGUUUGCGCUCUAACCUUGUGUGUCUUUUAUCGCCUCCUUAGACCAUCUUCUCCUGCACGGGUGUCAGAAGGCUUCAAAACCAGUCCCGGGCCCGGGUUGCUGUCCCUGCCAGGAUGGCUGGAGUGCAGUGCACAGCCAGUGUAGAUUAAAACACUGGUUCCUCUUCCAUUAUAUUGAGGGCCAUGGUUUUUGUUUCUGCAGAGCAGGGGAGUCGGGCUCUCCUGCAUCGUGAAAGACAUGAAGACAAGGUCCAGGGAGAAGGCAAUAGCAGUCCUGGUGUGGAAAAGAAGUGCCAGACGGCAGCCAGAGUUUCCUUUAAUGGCCGACAAGGGCCUGAAAGGGAAGGUCUGGGGGGACAGGACUCCUGGAGGGGACAGAACAAGAGAGGGAAAGGGGUGGGAGGUAGGAGAGGUGCAGAUCUGUUAUAGGGGAAGAGAUUAUACAAGAAGAUAGCUUCAGAGUGGAUGCUAUAGUCCCUUUCAGGGGCAGGCGUUAUCGCCUUGGGAAGGCAGUGACUGCGGAUCCAGGCGGCGAGGGACAUUCCCCAGAGGCGAGGCAGGAGGCCUCGGUACCGGACCAGAGGGAGGAGUGCGCGGCGUCCCGAGGGCCUUUGAGCACCUGCCCAGCAGCGCACCAUCCCCCCGGGCAGGAUGGACAGGCUGAGGCGGGUGCUGAGAAGGAGGACCGCCAAGGUGGGCUUUGUGCCAGAAGAUCACAGCAGGGGGCCUGGGCAGGAACAUCUGGGCCCCCCCAGGCGUGAAGAGGAGGGGCCCAUCCAGGCGAGGACGUGGCUGUGCUCCAUGUGCUGGCAUAAAAAACCAGUACUUCCCAGCGCCAGAGAUCCUUUGAAGCAGCCCACCACCUCCAGGUGCAAGUGGAGGUGGCCCUGGGUGCGCCCGGGCAGGCAGGAGCCCGGAGGAGAGGAGCGCCGGGCAGAAGAGCCGUGCAGCCUCCCGCCCAGGGCACCGAGCAGCCUGGAGCCCGGCCCUGCAGCCCCGCAUGCGCAGGCAGCCCAGUGCAGAGGCGCGGAGGAGGGCCCAGCCUCCCUGGGGCAGGAGCUGAGCCCGUCCUGCACCAGCCCCAGCCCGAGCUGCAGCUCCUCCUCGGCGGACUUGCAGAGCUCCCUGGGGUCCGCGAGACCCCCGGCCCCUGGCGCCAGCCACACCGUGAUUGCCAGUCCGGCCAUAGAGAAGGUGCAGGACGAGGAAGAGCAGGAGAAGGAAGAUCAGGGGACGCAGGAGGGAGCUGUGCUAAGUGUCACCCAGCGCCUCCAGGAACGCAGGAAGAUGCAGCACAGGAAGGAUGGGCAGUGCCUGCUGCAGGAGCUCCUCACCCUGCAGGCAGCCGUGCAGCAGAGGGGACACGAGGCAGUGGAGCUGCAGGGGUGGAAAGCGUCCAUGCCACACAAGAUCGUGGAGCUGAUGGAGGAUGUCCCCAGGGAAGACUAUCUAGGAAACACCAUCCCAGACAUCAUAGCUGCCAUCUGGUGCCUCAGUGACCUGGAGAUGUGCCUGGACCCCUUCCUGCAGUCGCGCCUCCUGCGAGCUGCAGCAUCCAAGACUUUUGGGGCCAUAGGGCGCAACAACAUCAGCAACCUGAGGAUGCACAUGGGCAACCUGGAGGGCCUGCUGUGGUGCCUGCUGUCCAGCGCCCCCAGCCUGGACAGGCUGAAUUUCUUGUGGGAGCAAUUCACAUUCUGGAUGGAGGCGGUGGAUGCCCAGCACCGAGCCCUGGGCAUGAGGGCAAGCACCACCCUCAUGUCCUUUGCUGCCCUCCUGCUCCCACACUUUGAGGGCUCCCCUGACGUGCCUGAGGUGGGGGACAUGGCAGCGCGCCUGGGUCUGUCCAUCAGUGACCCAGAGGAGACCAUCGGCUGCGACGCCGUGGAGAGUUUGUACUGGCUCACUCGAAUCCUCCUGCACCAGAGGGGCCAAGACAUGCGAGGGGCGGACGAGAUGUUCGGCGAGUGCCCUCUGGAGCCGAGCCAGGUCCAGUGUUACAGGGACCUGGCAAGAGUCGGAGAGGUACUGAGAGAGAUCUUGUCCGAGGAGCAAAAAAGAUCGUUCCUGCAGCGGACCAUUCUGGCAAUUCAUCAUGGGCGGAUGCACGUUAAAACACCUGCGCUACUCUUCCUCUAUGCCAUCCUGGGGGAGACCAGCCUCCUGAUCGGGGACAAGGAGGAAGAAGUCCCCGGCAGGAUCGUGAGGAAGCUGGUCCUCAUGAAGUGCUGCCAUGAGCUGCCCAAGGAGCUGCAAGGACACAGCCUGCUGGCCUGCUCCUCCGGCCCCCUCUCCUUUCCUCUCCUCUCCUCUCCUCUCCUCUCCUCUCCUCUCCUCCCUCCAGCAGCCCCCCGGGUCGUCCUGCAGAGAGAGCUCCUAACCAUCAGGAGCACAAGAGCCCCUCCAUAAGCGAUGAGGACAUCUAGCACCUCACCAGGAGCCUGGCGGCUGUGUAGAGAUCCUGCAACAGUGCCGAAGCCACCGCACGAGAGUCACCGGCUGAGCAGAUCCGCCCGCUCACAGCGGUCCUCCCUAGACUUCAGCUUGUCCCCAAAGACGCAGCCUGAGAAGCCCCUCGUGGGUGAAGGGUUCGACAACUUCAUCCGUCAGCCCUGCCACGCCAAGGGUCGCAAAAGCACUGACACCAUGCACUCGUGGUCCCCAGGUUGCCUAAUGGAGGACGCUCGUGUUGUGCGGGUGGCAUUUUGUUACCCCCUGCCUCAGGGCUUUUGCCGGUCGCCAUUUGGGGCCAGGAAGGAAUUUUUUCCCCCUCACCUGUGGAAGUAUCUUCUGGGGGUUUUUCGCCUUCCUCUGAGGCACCGGGGCAAAGUCAGUCCAUUGCAGCAUCUGUUGUGUUAGCAGCCUGCCUUAGCACUCCCCCCUGAAGGGAUAAUCCUUCGAAGGCCGUGCAGGGAGAGACAAUGAACCACAGGCACCGAGUAGAAUGAGUGCGUAGGAGUUAAGAGUAGUUUUAGACUAAUAAAUUUAAUAUCAAAUUUUCUUUUCUAAUAA